AUGAUCCCAUCCUCGCCUCGUCAGUACCGACGGGACUCGACCCCAGAAUGGCGUGAUCAGAUGCGUCCAUCCACGCUAAAGGACCCACUCAGGACGACAGGGCCUUGGCUCGAGUUCACCGGGCGGAAAACCGUGGAAAGGAAUCACAAAAUGGAUGCCGCCACUCGUUCAGUUCUGCCAAAGCAUGUAAUCCCUAGUCGGCUGGCCGAAAGAGACUGGAUGGCUCACAGUUUCACAGUCAAUCCGAAAAGUCUGUGCCGGUGGGCGGAUCUGCCUGGUCUGGUAGACCUGGAAGCUUUUCUCCGAGGCUGA
Molecule: messenger RNA, 312 nt
Organism: Protopolystoma xenopodis
Lineage: Eukaryota; Metazoa; Platyhelminthes; Monogenea; Polystomatidea; Polystomatidae
Source: the annotation of a GenBank genome assembly